AUGGCUGGCAUUGGUGCGGCAGACAGUGCCGACAAGAAGGGACUCCCGGUGGGUGGUCCCCUGCCAGGUGGUGCCGUGCAGGCCGGGCAGCAACAGCAGCAGAACCAGCAGCUCCUCCUGACCCCAGCCAGCCUUCAGCUUGCUCAGCUCCAGGCCCAGCUCACCCUCCAUCGCCUCAAACUGGCCCAGGGCACUGUGGGCGGCAACGCAGCCACUGCUGCCUCCGUCCUCAAUCAGGUCCUUUCCAAUGUGGCCAUGUCCCAACCCUUGUUCAACCAGCUCCGGACUUCGGCCAUGGUCGGAAACCCACAAGGUGCCUUUCCCUCAGGAGCCCUAGGUUUCCCCUCUCCGAAUUCAGCCCUGGGGACUCUCGUGGGUGGGGGCUUCAACCAGAACCAAAGUAAUGUGAGGCUGAACCAUUACGGUGGUGCAGGUGCAGUGGGUCAACACGGAGGAGAAUAUGGCAAAAAGACAAGCUCAACCUACCCGUCUGAUACCGACAGGCGUCUUCAGUACGGCUUCCUUGGAGGGACUUCUGCAGCAUCAACUAAACCUGGGGAGGGACAGUUUGCAUCCAUAAAUACUCAGGCAAAAAACACAAACAAUGUUGGUUUUCAGAGAGAUUUCUAUGGGCAGGAUAUGCAGGGGCAGCAGGCUGGAUUUGGUGUAAAUGAACAGAAUGUGAAUGCUUAUACCUCCGCUGGCCAUAAGGAGCAGUGGAAAGGCCCUGCAAACCUGAGUCACACUGGAAAGGUAGAUAUGGUUCCUAAUGCUGCUGCAGUGUGGACGGCAGCUGGGCAGCCGGUUCACCCCAGAGCAGAGUUGUACAACCCUGAGGAGCCCACACCUGACCCCAAGUUCAACCCCGGUGGAAGGGCCUCCUCUUUUGCCUCAGGUGGCACACAGGGGUUUGUGGGCUAUCAGCCCCUACAGGGAGGUGAGGAAACCCUGUCUGGAGGCUCCAUGACCCUGCAGCCCCACCAAGUCAGUGAUUACAACGCUGUUACCCCCUCCCACCUGCCACACCAGUGCACCAUCUGUGACAAGAAGGUCUACAACCUCAAGGACUGGGACCAGCACGUGAAGGGAAAGCUACACCUGCAGAACCGAUCGCUGUACGCGAAUGAGAGCCCUGCAGUAGUAGCGGCCGGAGCUGUUCACUAUGCUGUCAGCGGGCCUUCUGACGGAGGUCUGAGCGCCGGAGGGAAUAACUCCAUGGUCUACUCUGCUGCAAGUCAAGAUGUAUCCUCAGGAGCUGCUGCGUCAUACUUGCCAGCUGCAGCCAUGAAGACUUAUCCCAUGUCAGGCGCUGGAUUCACCUCACACCAGCCAGGGUCAAAGCCAUUUCCUCCCAGGAAGUCCAUUGCAGGGCGGGUUGUCCACAUCUGCAACCUCCCAGAAGGCAGCUGCACAGAGAAUGAUGUCAUCAACCUGGGACUGCCCUUUGGCAAAGUCACCAACUACAUCCUGAUGCGUUCUACCCAUCAGGCAUUUCUGGAGAUGGCGUAUGUUGAGGCGGCUCAGGCUAUGGUUCAAUACUACCAGCUAACCCCAGCCAUGAUUAAUGAUCAGAAACUUCUCAUUCGAAUGUCCAAGAGGUACAAGGAGCUGCAGCUAAAGAAACCAGGUAAAGAUGUUGAAUCGAUCAUCCAGGAUAUCAACUCUCAAAGGGAAAGGGACGAGAUGCAAGAGCUUGACCACUACAUGCCAGAGAGAGCACGCUCUCGCAGUCCCAUCAGCCGCUCUCUGAGUCCUCAUUCCCACAGCCCCAGCUUUACGUCCUGUAGCUCAGCCCACAGCCCACAGGGGGCGCCGGGUAGGGGUCCCGAGAGAGCCAGUAAUGGCAUGGGCCCUCGCCGGGGCUCUUGGGACUGGUCAUCACAUCUGAGGAGGGGCGAGGAAGACAGGGAGAGGGAGCGGGACGACCUGUGGAGGAAUGGGAGUAGUGUGGAUGAUGAGCGGCACAAUGGACGUCGGAAGGUGUACCAAAAACCCUCAGAUCAUAUCAGCUCCAGAUCUGCAGAGGAACGAGGAGGAGGCGGAGGUGGGGGAGGCGGAGAGGGCAUGAGGGGCAACAGAGACUGGUACCCACGAGGCAGCCCUCAAGGGAUGUCCUUCAGCUCUUAUAGAAACAUGGAGGAUGACUUCUACCUGAAGGAGCAGAUGUAUAAGGUGGAAAAGCCUCCAAGAACUCCAUACCAAAGACAUGAUACCAAGUCAAAGAGGAGGGAUGGAGGUGACUACCACGGUAGGUCGAGGCACUCUGAGUCCGAGCUGUCCGAGGAGCCGCUUCCUAGGACACCAGAAGUCAGGAAGCAGAGUUCGCCAGGCAGGGGCAGGAGCAAAAAAUCAAGUUGGAGGCACACCACUGUGGAAAAGCAAGAGAGAGAAAACACUACUGAAAACAAUGAUCGGCAGUCAAAAGAAAAAUCGGUUUCACCUCCGCAGAGCAGCAAGCCAGUAGAAGCUACUGAAUGUGAGAAAGACAAAGAUGGUGUGGAUGAGUGGGAGAGCGGGGAUGACACCGAGGGGGAAAGCUGGUACCCAAAGAACAUGGAGGAGCUGGUCACUGUCGAUGAGGUUGGAGGGGAGGAUGACUCCAUCAUUGAGCCAGACCUUCCUGAGCUGGCUGAGUCCACUUCCUGCCCCGAAGCAUCUACGAAGCAAGAAAUGGCAGAGGAGCUCGUACCACCACCAACCACCUCUUGCUCUGAGAUGCAGGAGUCCUCCAACAAGGCGUCUGAGCAGGAAAAAAACAAGGGGAAUGAUGGAGUCGAGACAGAAGCACCUGUGGCUGAGAAAGCAGAGGAUGUUUUGACUGGAGCCAGUCCUAAAGAGCAGACACUCAAUCCAGUGGCUCCCGAGGUUCCCAGCACUGACAUCAGGGACUUCCCCAGUGAGGAGUUCAAGGCUGCUCUGGAGGAGACAUGUUUGCCGGAUAAAGUACCAAACAGCGGGCCAUCACAAGAGCUGCUGGAAAAUCAUGUUAGUGUAUCUGAGGGUAGUAAGACCCAGGAAGUAGCACAGGUCACUGAGACAAACAGCAAAGGGGCACAGCACAAGGAUGAGACUCUCAAAAAAGAGAUUGAGGCCCCCUCGCCAUCUCGAGACCAAGAAAAGGCUGUCAGCGAGCACAGCAUCCCUUUGGGAGUUGAGUUCAUCGUGCCAAGGACGGGAUUCUACUGUAAGCUGUGCGGACUCUUCUACACCAGUGAGGAUGUGGCAAAGACAACCCACUGCCGCAGCACCAUCCACUAUAGGAACCUACAGAAGUACCUGUCUCAGCUGGCAGAGGAGAGCCUCCUGGGCGCACUCGCUGAGCCUUCGUCCUCAGAGUGACCACAGCUUGACCUUUCACCUCCUGUACAGCUAACAGCAGAAGAAAGCUCUGUGAAUGUGUGUUGUUGUUGUGGCCCUAUUGGCCAUGCUGUGGCCAAUAUGACUUAAGUUAUUACAUUUGGAAAUUUUUCAGAGUAUGGUUUUGAUGGGUGAUAGA
Molecule: messenger RNA, 3496 nt
Organism: Myripristis murdjan (pinecone soldierfish)
Lineage: Eukaryota; Metazoa; Chordata; Actinopteri; Holocentriformes; Holocentridae
Gene: rbm20
Product: RNA binding motif protein 20
Exons: 14
Coding region: 1-3339 (1112 amino acids)
Cellular component (GO): nucleus
Molecular function (GO): zinc ion binding; RNA binding
Source: RefSeq, a predicted model, not a curated record